AUGAAGACUAUAUUGGACACUGUGGACGAAGACGCUGUCAUGGGAGGUGUUACAACCCUGGAACAGGAUGCACAUGCACCCAUGGUAGCGUCUGAAGGUCUGGGAGAUGCGUCGGCACUACCUGCGGACGUAAAGGACGAUACGCGAAAGGUUAGACAAUUAGAUGGGCACAUGAUUUACAAAACGGUAUUAUUUAUGGACUACCGUCGACUCAGACGCCGAUUUAAUGGUAUAAGGCAGCCUAUAUCAUACAAAAAGGCUAUAUUCAUUUCUCUGUUUUGUGUUUGUUUGGCGCUUGUACCUUUCGGAUACUUCAAGCAGGAGCAUGAUAAAUAUCUGUUUGGGCUGGAAAUAGAGCGUGGAGUGAUUUCGUACACGUCAUCACUGCUUUUUGUCUUUGCCUCUUUUUUGUUGGCAAGGAUACAGCUUUCUAUACCAUUUAAAUGGCCUGUCGUCAUAUCCUAUCUUUUUAUGUUUGCCACUCUUGUUACCAUGCUCGUAUUGAAGCACGUAAUCAGCCUUGGUAGUUUUGUAUGGGUGUCCCUUGCGGUAUAUACCGUUCUGCAAAUCACGCUUGUUGUGGGUACCAAGAUAGUCAUAUGGCUUGGACCGCUUCUGGCGCUCAAUGGCUGGUUUUUUCCCUGUACGGAACAUCUCCACCUUUUUGAGAGGAUAAAAAAAGGAAGUGAUCUCAAUAUUACCAUAUCCAGGUAUAAUGAUUAUUCAAUUAUGUGUGGAGCGAAUGGUUGUGGUUUGUGUACGUGUAUUUACAGGGUGACGUAUCGUUUGCUGGCGUGGUUGAUUAAGAAGGUUGUUGCAACGGAUGGCGUCACGAAUUGUAAGACGCCUUUCUCACAUCAAAUGAGAUACCGGGGUGAAGUCGACGAAAACGAACUUCCCCAUGGAUACGGCGAAUGGUUAGAGGAUGAUGGAUGUGGUGAAAGGCUGCAGGGUUAUUGGUGGCACGGCUAUCCCAUUGGGCCAUUCAGUUCACAGGAAUUAGGAUCGGGAUCGAUAUUCACGAACACCAGGGUAGCGUUCAUUACUGAUACGAGAAGGCUUAGUGGUAAGGUUAGGUACGGUAUUUCAUCUACCGAAUGUUCCAUAUCAGGAAACUUUUUCAGGGAGUUCCCAUUGACAUAUUUCUUCAAUCCAUUGUACAAUGAUAGAGUCACUCACAAUACAGGAGGGUUGUACAAACGAUGUAGAUUUUUCAAUGUCUUACACGAUAGAUUUGCUGAUCUGCAAGGGGCGUCCUUCAAAUGGUGUGUUCGAAUGUUGAGGUCGCAAUUCUUUCUCAAUAUGCCCACCAAUGCUUCCGCCAUAACUGUGUACGUGGACAAUAUAUCCAAAUCACUUCGUUUGGAUGGAUAUAAGAGGACCGAUGGCGCUUCUGCUGUUUGUGAUGAGAUCACCAUUAAACUGGCCUCACACAAGGAUGAUGAUGCUAUAAAGCAUCCCGUCGAAGUUUAUGAAAACAGUCAUACACAUCGUUUGUACAGUGGUUUGAAUGUUGAAAAUGUUUCAGGACAAUCAACUGAUGAUGGUGAACAUAAUGAAGGAAAUCAGUCGAAAACAGAAACUGAACCCACUGAGCUCCCAAGAAUGAUGCCAAAACGGGGUUUGUUGAGUGCGCCGCGUUCCACCCAAGGCAAGGAUGGGAUUUCCCAUUUGUUCUUAGAUGAAGACGAUUGGGAAGAUCAGGUUAACUCCACUGUGCCUCAGAUGAUGGUUAAGAACUGGGCACCGAUAAGAUCGUUUGGUAAGAUGGGAUGUAUUGCGGAUCAGGCGGUGGUCUACAUUCAUGGUUAUAAUGUAACUCUUCAGGAGGCCUGUUCGCAGAUGGCCCAUAUUGUAGCCUUCUCCAAACUUCCGCCUUACGUUUUGCCCUUUGUUUUUAACUGGGAUGGUCAGCAUUGGGGUCCCUUAGGUGCCAUUGCCUAUCCUAAGGCUAAAAAUAUCUCGCAGCAUCCAGGACUUGAAGAGUCAUUUUGUGAGCUCUUGAGUGAGCUUUUGGGUAUGGGCAUUACACAUUUACACAUUAUUGCUCAUUCUUGUGGUGCCAGGGUUUUCUUUAAAGUAUUCAGGGCGGCGAUACGUAAGGGUCUGGUAACGCCGAUUUUGGGGAAAGAUAGACGUACUCAAUCUGCAGUCGACGAUGGAGCUAAGUCUCAGAAUGAUAUAAGCGUUGGCUCUAUUCGUAUGGAUACGUUGUUGCUUCUAAAUCCAGAUUUCCCCAUGGAGCAGUUCAGGGAUAAUGAUUACUUUGUAGUGCGAAGUUACUGUGAUCAUAUUGUGAUGUACGCUGACACUAGAGAUCAUUGUCUUUUUAUAUCUCAGCUUUACAACUCUGAGAGCUCGUUGGGUAUGUCUGUUUUUUCAAUGUGUACCACUCCAGAGUUGCUGGAUGAUGUUAUCCCUGUAUUGGAGGCAUCAGGACUUGGGUUGUCGUUUGAUGAUUCUGACGGUGUUACCGGUUUGUCCUAUGUAUCCCGAUACACCAUGUACAAAGCUAAAAUAACAAUGCCAAGACAGAGCCAUCUUGUUGGUGGGUCAUUUGCCAUUGAUAUGUCAACUGGGCAAGUAUCCAGCAAAGUAAAGAGGGAUACAAUGCACAACUCCAUAAUAUCGCCUACUCCUGCAAAUGCGGCCUUUAGUGUGUCUCCUCAAUCGUCAGACGGCGUUGAUUCGUAUCGACUUCCAAGAUUAAGUGAAGAUCUCGGAGUAGAAAACAGACAUCUUUGGUUGGAUAUGGAUGUCAUAGACACCACCAUGAUAGACACAAAUGUCGACUUUCUCAAACAUUCGCUCUAUCAGAUGAAGCGCGAAAUCAUGGACGACAUGAGGGAGGUUAUAUUGAUGAAAAUACGUGCCGACCAACGCCAGACCAGGUUGGACAGAAGGAGGGGCAAUGUUUUCGUGUUUAGAGUCGCACCAGCAGCGGUUAACCAUUUGUUUGGUGGGCGUUAG
Molecule: messenger RNA, 2970 nt
Organism: Babesia sp. Xinjiang
Lineage: Eukaryota; Apicomplexa; Aconoidasida; Piroplasmida; Babesiidae
Exons: 1
Coding region: 1-2970 (989 amino acids)
Source: RefSeq, a predicted model, not a curated record